AUGGAGACCAGCACAGACGAUGGUGGGCAGCUGGCUCGCUCUAGUAGAGCAAAGAACAGAUUGAAGAGAAUAAAGGAUAACUUCGGCUGCUACAAAAUGCAUCAGCUCUGGGUUGUCUGGACUUUUGGAAUUCUGACUUUGAAGUUGUGUUGCACUGGAACCGAGUACCAUGGGGUCAGCAUUUUAGAGAUUACCCCACAAAAUGAGAAACAAGUCCAAUGCUUGCAGAAUAUUCUUCAGUCCAGGCUGUUGGAUCUUUGGAAGCCAUUGCAGCCAGAAAACAUCAAUGUCGAGACUGCAGUGCGUGUCAGGAUCCCAUCCACUGCUCUACAGCUCGUGAAAGAGGACCUGCUUCAUUGUUCACAAUCUUUGGAAAUUCUGAUCGACAAUAUAAAACACAUAGCGGACAAUAAAACAGAGACCAAAGAAACCAGGAGUAAGAAGUCCGUCACUUCAUAUAACUACACCACAUAUCAUCCAAUGAAUGAGAUUUAUGACUGGAUGAAUGGAAUAGCAAUACAUCACAGUGACUUGGUGACACAACAUCUUUUGGGUUUCACAUAUGAGUCAAAGCCUAUGCAGUAUCUAAAGAUCAGUCAGCCAUCUGUAAAUCAUAAAAAAAUUGUUUGGAUUGAUUGUGGAAUCCACGCAAGGGAAUGGAUUGCACCUGCCUUCUGCCAAUGGUUUGUGAAAGAGAUUGUACGGAAUUAUCAAAAUGAUCAAAGGAUUAGAAAAAUCCUCCAGAAUUUAGACAUAUAUGUCUUGCCAGUUCUCAAUAUUGAUGGCUAUAUCUACUCUUGGACAAAAGAAAGGCUCUGGAGAAAAAAUCGUUCUCAGUAUGGGAAUGGUACCUGCUAUGGCGUGGACCUUAACCGCAACUUUAAUGUAUCGUGGUGCACUCAUAGAUCAUCCACAAACUGCAGUUCUAACUCCUUCUGUGGGAGUUCACCUGUUUCAGAACCAGAGACCAGGGCAGUGGUAGAGUUUGUGGAAAGCAGCAAGUCAGACAUUGUUUGCUUCCUAACAAUACACUCAUACAGCCAACUGAUCAUGACUCCUUAUGGCUACUCUACAGGACUAUCAAGGAACUCUAAUGAAACAAUAAAAGUUGCUCAAAUGGCAGCAUCGAUCAUGGAAAAAACACAUGGUACAAAGUACAGGGCUGGUCCAUUUUCCAAACUCCUGUAUGAAGCUUCUGGAACAUCCCAAGACUGGAUUCAUGAUCUAGGCAUAGACUUCUCCUUCACCUUGGAACUAAGAGAUAAUGGUAGCCACAAGUUUACUUUGCCCGAGGAACAAAUACAACCAACCUGUGAAGAAACUAUGGCUGGGGUGAUGACUAUUAUAGAAUAUGUUAAUGAUAAAUACUUUCCAAACAAGGCUCCUAGCACUGUUUUUGAUUGUUGCAUUAAUAUCCUCAUUUUAAACACAUUUCUACAAUUUUCAGUUUUAGUCUUCUAACAUUUCAAAGGAAAAUUUUAAUUUUGAUUAAAGUUGUGUAGUCACAUUCUUCUUCAUUCUAACUUUUUAUUCCAGCUCUACAUCAAUUAAAUUAAAACAAAUUUGUGACUGUGUUCUGGGAGAAAUUGCUUCUUUUAAAAAUGUUCCUAUUCCCUAUGAUUAUGCCUUUAAUAUAUAAUGCCCUUUACCUUACAAUGAUAAACUGCAUUUUCAAACUUUUUUAUUUAAAGGGACAGCAUAUCCCCAUGUUUUACAUGAGUUCAAUAAAUGAUAAACAUUU
Messenger RNA from Xenopus laevis (African clawed frog), 1741 nucleotides. It is a transcript of the gene cpo.S, whose product is annotated as carboxypeptidase O. NCBI's taxonomy places the organism in Eukaryota, Metazoa, Chordata, Amphibia, Anura, Pipidae. The record is from RefSeq and is a predicted model, not a curated record.